Messenger RNA from Homarus americanus (American lobster), 1434 nucleotides. RefSeq names its product partner of bursicon-like (gene Pburs). Gene Ontology annotation, biological process: G protein-coupled receptor signaling pathway. The record is from RefSeq and is a predicted model, not a curated record. Gene Ontology annotation, molecular function: neuropeptide hormone activity; G protein-coupled receptor binding. Lineage: Eukaryota; Metazoa; Arthropoda; Malacostraca; Decapoda; Nephropidae. The coding region runs from base 1 to 408 and encodes 135 amino acids. Gene Ontology annotation, cellular component: extracellular region; bursicon neuropeptide hormone complex. The transcript has 3 exons.
AUGUGGACGACAGUUGUGUUAGUGGUGGUGUGUGUGGUAGCGGCUCCCUGUACACAUGCCAGGCGAUAUGACUUGGAAUGUGAGACUCUUCCCUCAACCAUACACGUGGCUAAAGAGGAGUUUGACGAAGCUGGACGUGUAGAGCGGACUUGUGAGGAGGACUUGGCCGUCAACAAGUGUGAGGGAGCCUGUGUGUCCAAAGUCCAACCUUCAGUCAAUACUCCUUCUGGUUUCCUCAAGGACUGUCGCUGUUGCCGGGAGACACACCUCAGGGCUAGGGAGGUCACACUAACUCACUGCUAUGAUGCUGACGGCAACAGACUCACCGGGGACCGAGGCACACUAGUCAUCAAACUACGAGAACCUGCUGAUUGUCAGUGCUUCAAGUGUGGCGAUUCUACACGAUAGUUAGCUACAUUUUUACCUAAUUACCUACCUAUAUACCCCCCUCCCUUACUCACUCCCUGACCAGCUAACUGACCGUAUAGUUCACCAUGAUCUUUUUAAAUUCCUGACGCUAAUAAAUAUCCCGAAAAUUCCUGAUCCCUACCAUAUGGAAUCAAUCUACAAUUAACACCCACACCUACUACCACUACCAUCAACACUUAGUACUUUACACGGUUGCAUUUCUAUACAAGACUCUACUGUGAAUAGCUGAGAGUGUUGCACCGUCUACUAUAUCUAUAUAUAUUUUUCAAUGUUAUAUUCCACACAGCUGAAUUUUCCACCUACACGUCGAAAAGCAAGAUUUAUUAUGGAGUGUCAGGUUGAUAUUUGACUGAUUAACUAACAGAUUGAAUGAUUGAGAACUGCAUCAAUUAGUUCACUGAUUAUUAGAAUUAUUAAUUAUAUCAUUGACUGAGAAUACCGCAUCUGUUGGUUGAGUUGUGACUAUGCUAACUGCCCCCACCCCCACGACACUACUCCACCAAUUCAGUCAAGUACAGUUGUUACUGAUGCUACUGAACUACUGAACGCUGCUGCUGUUACUACUUGACGGAGUGUGCAUAUCAAAAUAUAUCCACAUAUUAAUUAGCUAUAUAUUAAAGGACAGGUUAUAUAUACACUGUUUAGAUAUUAUUGAAUAGUUUUACGCUUACCUGUAUUGUAGUGGAUAAAGGACUUAGCUUAAUGGAAAUGUAAAAAAUAUAUAAUGUUUAAUGUUUAAGAAUAAGUAUACACCUCCAAUGUUGAGAAAUGUAUUGAGAAAAAUGCCUCCAUGACUAACAAUUAAAGAAACAAUACUGCUACUGCCUCACACCUAUUAACAACUGCUGCUGACCACCCAUUGACCUGAGAAUUAAUGUUAAUAUAGUGGUGAGUGUUGUCAAAGCAUUAAAAAAGGAGGAACAAGAAUAUUUUGAUGUUGCUUGUAGCUAUUUUAAUGUACACACGUUCAUAAUGUAUCGAUAUAAUAUAAAGUUUAAUAUAAAA